AUGGGUUUCCUACUACUGAUGUUCCUGGUAUUCUUUGCCCCCCUGAUGCUCUUUGUUGCAUGGCUUGUAGCGUCAUCAUGCCUAGGGAAUCGUCUUCGUUCUGUUCGACCAGGGUGGGAUGCGUACGGAGCGAGCUAUCUCCGAACAAUGGCUAAUUCGGGUCCCGCCAUGUCCGAACAAAUCGAGAUGGACGAUAUGCUCUCAGAACCAGGGACCCAACGACACUUCGAGGAGGACGAUUGA
Messenger RNA from Penicillium paradoxum, 243 nucleotides. RefSeq lists its product as uncharacterized. The transcript has 2 exons. The record is from RefSeq and is a predicted model, not a curated record. The coding region runs from base 1 to 243 and encodes 80 amino acids. Lineage: Eukaryota; Fungi; Ascomycota; Eurotiomycetes; Eurotiales; Aspergillaceae.